Molecule: messenger RNA, 2644 nt
Organism: Cheilinus undulatus (humphead wrasse)
Lineage: Eukaryota; Metazoa; Chordata; Actinopteri; Labriformes; Labridae
Gene: mks1
Product: MKS transition zone complex subunit 1
Exons: 19
Coding region: 244-2052 (602 amino acids)
Biological process (GO): cilium assembly
Cellular component (GO): MKS complex
Source: RefSeq, a predicted model, not a curated record
UCUCUAUGGCAACGACAACUAUCUAUUAGCGGUGCUCUGUUCUUUAGUUGGAAAUUACUAGCUAAUCGUUGUAGCUUUUACUGACAUCAUGAGCUAUUUAUUUGUGGGGAAGUAAUUCGUUAGUUUGGUAGUUAAGUAAAUAAAUUCCUUGUGUAUCGAAUGAGGAGAAACAUUACUCAUGUGCGAACUGUAGCGUUAGCUGAAUGCUAACACUCACUAACAUUAAAACAAUACCUGAUUAUUAUGGCAGACUGUUGGAACACUGAUACAGGGGAGGCUGUGUUUCGGACCCAGGAUGCUAUCAAGAACUUAAGAAUAAAGGUUCGGAUAGAGAGAGUGACCUCUGCAGCAGCUCUCUCUCAGCACCUUCAGCAGCAAGUUCUUUCACAGCCCAACAGAGGAGACAUUGAGCUGGAAACCUUCACAUCAACAGGCCAGACAGGUGAGAAUGAGGAGGAGCUGGUGAUUGGAUGGCAGGAGAAACUCUUCAGCCAGUAUGAGAUGGAGCUCUUUCAGAGUGAAUCAGCAUGUCAGACCCCCUUGGACCGUCAGUAUCACUUACAAGUCAAAGCCCUGAAAAGGUCAAAGGGCAGGAGAAAGAACAGGAUUUUCACAUACACUGAACAUGACCGCUACACCAACUGUCUUCUUCCCUUCCAGCAACUGAAACAAGCCACAGACCUAUUGAUCAUGACCAAAUCCAGCCCCACAUUCCUGGCCGAGAGGAUGGCUAGUGUGAGACAUCGGCGGCAGGAAAGACGCACCAUGGAUUCAAGUAUCCCUAAAUCAAAGAUCAUCACCUGGGAGCCUUCAGAGGAGUUUGUGAGAGACAGUCAUGUGGUGAAUAAUAGCAUGCAGACUAUGCACAUCAUGGCAGACCUCGGCCCUCCUGGAAGGACAGUCGAUAGAAUCAGAAAUUCAGAAGUCAGGAAAGACAUGCAGCAAAGGAGCCAUAGGCCAGAUUUGAACCCGGACCACCCAGGCAGAGGAUAUCAGCCUUUGCUUGGCCAGCAGGAGGGUGAAUGUUUGCUGAUGACCAUCAAAACAGACGGCAGUGGGACAGUCAUAGUAAAACCUGACUUCAACAAAGGCAAAGAGCCCUACAGGAUUGUAACAGAGGGGGAGAGGAGAGAAGUUUGGCGUCUCACUCUGGAGAACGUGUCUCCAGCUAUGAAACCAGAGGAAAAAGAGAAGGAGCAAAUCAUGUACAAAGACCUGUAUGCACAUCACAGAGACUACGCCAACAGCCUUGUAGGACAAGACUUUGAAAUGCCUCCUGCUGGUAUCCUGCGCUAUGUGAUGCAUGGAGAGAUUGUCUCAGCCAAAGGGUUUGAAUAUGAUAACUUAUACAUCCACUUUUUCACGGAACUGCCCAACAAUUGGUCCAGUUUGCCUUUUCAGUCUCACUCUGGGGUUACCCAAACGUGCCGCACUAAAACAUUAGGAAAGGAAGAUGUUGCUUUCUUCAGUUUCCCCUUCAGCUUUGAAGCAUCUUACAUGUGUGAAAAAGAGAGUGAGGAGGCAAUAUUGCAGUGGCCAGUUCUCUACUUUAAAGUUCUCUCUCUGGACUUCUGGCAACGCUAUCGCACUGAAGGUUAUGGAUAUCUGCUUUUUCCUGCUAUACCUGGGAAACAUACAAUAACAUGCCAUACAUGGAGACCUCUCCAGACAGGAACAGUCUCUGCACUACGCCGAUUCUUCAUUGGAGGUUCUCCAGAGCUUGAAGACCAGAGCUACAUCAGGAUACCAGGGACCUUCAAGGGCGAAAGGCUGAGUCGCUUUGGCUUCACAACAGAAACCACAGGGAGUGUCACCUUUACCCUGCACUGCAUCCAGCAAGCCAGGUCCUUUAUUGAUGCCAAUAUGUUAAAGAAGAGAAGGCAGAGAGUUUUUGAUCAGCUGGGAGGAUUCAGUCAGCAGGGAGCUGUUUGCUCCAUUCUAGAGGCCUUCCAAAGGGCCAGGAGAAAGAUGCAGGAAGCCCGAGAAAGUCUUCCCAGAGACAUCAUUAACGCCACCUCCCAACUACAGAUUGAAUCAUCUACAGCAACGUGAAAGUCAUCGACCAACAUGAAAAAGCAAAAACACCACAACAUGUUAUUUUAAGAUUCAAAAGAGAAAUGGCAAAACUGGAGGUUAUGAGUUCCCCUUUUACUUUUUAUCAAAAUAAUGCAGAUGUCAUGUUUGGCUGAUUGUAACUGUGAUGAGUCAGAGAGAAGAGUCUUUAUUAAUGUAUAAAGACAGAUACCACAGCUAGAGCUUCAUCUAAAUAUGAAUUUAUAAAUGUAUGAAAAGCGGUUUCUAAGGUUGGUAUUGCCACAAACUGUAUUGGAUAAUAUGUCACAGAUUGUUUAAGAUCAUAUUUCUAUACUUAAUGUUCAGACAGUAAGGUAUGCAAAUGUUUAAAAUAGGACAUGUAAGGGUUUGAUCCUCUGUCUUCUAUUGUUACUUUGAACAUACUAGCCAAUUUUGCUGCUGUAAAAAUAUUUUUUUUAAUAUUAGAAUGUUGUUUUUUCUGCUUGAUUUAUUUCCAUUCACAACAUGAUACUUGGCUUGUAUGUUUUGAUUAUACAUUAUUGAAACGUUUCUACUUUUUUAAAUGGAUUUUAUGAAUUUAACAUGCAAAAGUUUCUGUAAUAAACAAAAA